AUGCCUUUGUCUGUUUCUAACAACUUAGGCUUAGGAGAGGCUAGACCCACCACAGUCACACUCCAGUUAGCAAAUAAGUCCAUUGCAUACCCUAAGGGAAAGAUAGAAGAUGUGUUGGUACAGGUUGAUAAGUUCAUAUUUCCAACAUAUUUUAUCAUAUUAGACUUUGAGGCUAAUAAGGACAUUCCGAUUAUUUUAGGGAGACCUUUCUUAGCCACCGGAAGAACUUUGAUAGAUGUCCAGAAAGGAGAGUUGACCAUGAGGCUUCAAGACCAAAAGGUCAGAUUUAAUGUCUUCAACUCCUUAAAAUAUCCUGAUUAUCUGGAAGAGUGUUCAGGCAUAGCUGAAAUAGAAGAAGAGGUUGUUGUGAAAGGAAUUCAGGAAAACCUUAAGUUGGAAGAAGAGAGUGUAGAGGAAUUAGAAGAAGAGAUUGUUGAGGAAAUAGAGGCAAUAGGAAAUGAUAAUGUGCCAGUAGAGGUGUUAGCCUAUGAACUUUUGGAAAAUAAUGAGCAAAAAGACUUCACCUCGUCCAUAGUAUCACCACCAGACCUGGAGUUAAAGCAACUCCCAUCCCAUCUAAAAUAUGCCUUUCUAGGAGAAGAAGGAAAAUUGCCUGUCAUUAUUUCAUCUACCCUAGACUUGCAUCGAGAGAAGAAACUUGUGGAUAUGUUGAAAAUGCACAAAAAGGCUUUAGGAUAG
Cynara cardunculus var. scolymus (artichoke) is the source of this 699-nucleotide messenger RNA. RefSeq lists its product as uncharacterized. Bases 1 to 699 code for a protein of 232 amino acids. Lineage: Eukaryota; Viridiplantae; Streptophyta; Magnoliopsida; Asterales; Asteraceae. The transcript has a single exon. The record is from RefSeq and is a predicted model, not a curated record.